AUGCUCCCCCUCCUCAGAAAACCAACCCACAAAAGAAGAAGGAACAUCAACAAGACGCUUAACACUCUUACAAACUCAGUCAAUAACCUUGAGAACAUUGCAAGACAACUCCCCAAAAAAACCUACGCCUCUGCUACGACAAACAACAAACCUACGACAAACAACAAGCCUACCACAGACAAUAGCACGCAAGGACUUAUAGACGCACAACUUAACUAUGCUCCCCCUCCUCAGAAAACCAACCCACAAAAGAAGAAGGAUGCCAUUAAAAGAGCUGCUACUGAGAAGAAGAUAGCAAUUAAAGCUCAACGACUUAUCCUUGUUGAGGACUACCUUCAACCAUUUGGAAACCUACAACCACUCACUCUCAGAAACACAAUUAGCAAAGCCUUCAAAGCUCGUUUCAACGUCGACCCUGUAAUUAGUACAAUCUCCAGAUCACAAAGCAACAACAUCCUCCUUACAGCAGCAGAAGAAUAUAAUGCUAAAUUCCUCCUCGACCGAAUUGAAGUUAUCAAGGAGGUACUUAAAUUCAAAAAUUCUCUUCAACCCACAAAAGAAGAAGGAUGCCAUUAAAAGAGCUGCUACUGAGAAGAAGAUAGCAAUUAAAGCUCAACGACUUAUCCUUGUUGAGAACUACCUUCAACCAUUUGGAAACCUACAACCACUCACUCUCAGAAACACAAUUAACAAAGCUUUCAAAGCUCGUUUCAACGUCGACCCUGUAAUUAGUACAAUCUCCAGAUCACAAAGCAACAACAUCGUCCUUACAGCAGCAGAAGAAUAUAAUGCUAAAUUCCUCCUCGACCGAAUUGAAGUCAUCAAGGAGGUACUUGAAUUCAAAGAAGCAAGAGUAGACACUACGAGAUACCAAGUAGUAGUCCACGGCAUUCCAAUCAGAGAAUUUAACUCACCCGCAGGCCUUGUACAACUCAAAGAUGAGAUUCUCACUUUUAACAAGGGCCUUAACCUACAAAUCGAAGAAACCCCUCACUGGCUCACUUCUAAAGACAAAAGGGACAGCGGCCUACAACACCAAGGAUCAAUCGUUGUAGCUUUCAAGGAAGAAAGCCAAGCAAAUCGAGCUCAGAGAAACAGACUCAACCUUGCAGGGAUCAGCGCCAGAGUAG
Molecule: messenger RNA, 1130 nt
Organism: Hymenoscyphus albidus
Lineage: Eukaryota; Fungi; Ascomycota; Leotiomycetes; Helotiales; Helotiaceae
Source: the annotation of a GenBank genome assembly